AUGGCACCAAAGAACACCGACCCGGUGCGUGCAGCAGAGAGUAAUCUAGGAUACCUCCUCGGCGUUACCGCGACUUUCCAUGUCAUCGCACUGAUCUUUGUUGGGAUGCGCAUGUAUGCCCGCUUCCUCGUCGUGAAGGCAUUUGGCAAAGACGAUGCCCUCAUACUAGCGGCAGCGACUUGUGUAUUUCUUGGUGGAAUGGUGACCUACAUACUAGCUGGCCAGCAUGGCUUAGGUCGUCACACCGACACUCUCGAGAAGUCAGAUCACCAAGAGUACCUGAAGUUGACCUUCAUACAAGCUCUUGUCUCCAGUAUUGGUGGUAUGGCCUUCCUCAAGUUGUCCGUCGGGUUCUCACUCCUUCGUUUGGGUGUUCCAACGUUAUACAACAGGAUACUCUGGUCGCUUAUCGGCUGCAACAUGUUUACGGAUAUCUGCUUUGCAACCAUCCCUAUCCCCAUCAUUAUGGGGUUGCAGAUGAAGCAGAAGACUCGCAUGUACCUCAUCUUUGUUCUGAGCUUGGGCUACACAGCGGUGGCCAUGGGCAUCGUCAAGGCCGUUGUCCAGAACACAAAGAGAGGCGACCCCGACCAGUCAUUCACCAACGACAUCCAAUUCUGGGGCUUCCUCCAAGUGAACGUCGGAAUCAUAGCCGCAUGUGCGCCAUCGCUCAAGCCCCUCGUCGGUGGCAUUCUUCGCCUCCCCUCGACGCAGUAUUCCAACAGCCGAAGUAACUUCGCCUCGGGAUCGAACGGCCAGUCCAACAAAAGUAGAUUGCAAAGCAGGAUACGCGUUAGCACUCGAAUUGAGAGCAAAGGGUGGAUAAGGACAGAUAGCGAUAUCGAGCUGGAUGAGCGGGAGUCCUUUGGCAGCCAGGCGCAAAUAACGAGCAUCAAGGAUGAGCGUGUUGUUCGAUAA
Molecule: messenger RNA, 918 nt
Organism: Alternaria hordeiaustralica
Lineage: Eukaryota; Fungi; Ascomycota; Dothideomycetes; Pleosporales; Pleosporaceae
Exons: 5
Coding region: 1-918 (305 amino acids)
Source: RefSeq, a predicted model, not a curated record